GAUGUGAGCUCACUCCCGCCUCCCGGCUCGCAGCGCCGUCCGGAAGCGUCCGCCCGAGGUGGCCGCCAGCUCGUUGCCAACGGGCCGGCCGGAGUCGCCCGUCCCGCCCUUCCCGGCGCCACACGCAGUAGCUGCUUUCCAAAUGGGUACGCAGUGAAGGCGGGCGGCCGCGGGGCCCAGGCAGCGCCGGGCUCCGAGACACUUCGUCCUCCGGGCCCGGCGGGUCGCCUGGAGACCGCCGGCGCGCACGCUACGCCCAUCGCGUUUCCGGCCGGGCCACGUGACCAGGCGCGCACGUGUUCCGGCCUCUCGGCGCCGCAGGCCGGAAGCUCCUCCUGCAGGGCUCAGGGCUGUUUCCCACCUGGGUCUGACGCGGGCCGGGCCGGGGGAGGCGGCGGGCUCCGGAAGCAGCGCAAGCGCGGUGGCCCCAGGUUGGGGGCAGCAGCCUCGCUAUGAACCCCAGGGGCCUGUUCCAGGAUUUCAACCCGAGUAAGUUCCUCAUCUACGCCUGUCUGCUGCUCUUCUCCGUGCUGCUGCCCCUCCGCCUGGACGGCGUCAUCCAGUGGAGCUACUGGGCUGUGUUCGCCCCCAUAUGGCUGUGGAAGCUCCUGGUCCUUGCCGGCGCCUCGGUGGGCGCGGGCGUUUGGGCGAGGAAUCCCCGUUACCGCACCGAGGGUGAGGCCUGUGUGGAGUUCAAGGCCAUGCUGAUCGCCGUGGGCAUCCACCUGCUGCUGCUCAUGUUCGAAGUCCUAGUCUGCGACAGGGUGGAGAGGGGCACCCACUUCUGGCUACUGGUCUUCAUGCCGCUCUUCUUUGUGUCUCCCGUCUCCGUGGCCGCCUGCGUAUGGGGCUUCCGGCACGACAGGUCCCUGGAGCUGGAAAUCCUGUGCUCUGUCAACAUCCUGCAGUUCAUCUUCAUCGCCCUGAGGCUGGACAGGAUCAUCCACUGGCCGUGGCUGGUGGUGUUUGUGCCGCUCUGGAUCCUCAUGUCCUUUCUCUGCCUGGUGGUCCUCUAUUACAUUGUCUGGUCCCUCCUGUUCCUGCGUUCUCUGGAUGUGGUUGCCGAGCAGCGAAGAACACAUGUGACCAUGGCCAUCAGCUGGAUAACGAUCGUCGUGCCCCUCCUCACUUUUGAGGUUCUGCUGGUUCACAGGCUGGACGGCCACAACGUGUUCUCCUACGUCUCCAUAUUCGUCCCUCUUUGGCUGUCAUUAAUCACUUUAAUGACCACAACAUUUCGGCGAAAGGGGGGCAACCACUGGUGGUUUGGUAUUCGCAGAGAUUUCUGCCAGUUUUUGCUUGAAAUUUUCCCUUGUUUAAGAGAAUACGGGAAUAUUUCAUACGAUCUACAUCAUGAAGAUAGUGAAGACGCUGAAGAAACGUCAUCUGUUCCAGAAGCUCCUAAAAUCGCUCCAAUGUUCGGAAAGAAGGCCAGGGUCGUGAUAACCCAGAGCCCUGGAAAAUAUGUUCCCCCACCUCCCAAGUUAAAUAUUGAUAUGCCGGAUUAAACUCGUUGUCGGUGGGGGAGUGCCCACGAGUGGAAAAGAAACCAUAUACACCCGAAGUCCACCUUACUUUGGCCUCUUUGCUCAUCCAUCCCAAACUUGGAACUGAUAACAGGCUCCAAACAUCAUUUCAUGCCUUGUUGGAGAUCGAUGCCUACCAGUGACUCAUCAGUAUUUCAUCAGAGAUGUGGGAGGUUAUUUUACCCUAUAGUGGUGGGUGUGCCUGUGCGCGUGCACGAUGUGCGUCCCGGUAUGAGGCGCUUGUCUCCAGGUUGCUGCUGCAGAACCAGCUAGAGCUGUGCAUUAAAUUGUUUUAGUAGGUCUUCAGAUGGGCUCAAGACACAGCUAGGGCUUUUUUUUUUUUUUAAGUGGUACUAUAUACCUAUCAAAAGUAUUGUUUUGAAAAGUAUUUUUAUACACUGCUGGCCUGAAAUUGUAUUUCAGAUUGUGCCUGUUGUGACGUAAUCAAUAGCAAAUGUAAAGCCUUCUCCUUCCCACCACUUGCACAUAAA
Phacochoerus africanus (Common warthog) is the source of this 2017-nucleotide messenger RNA. RefSeq names its product transmembrane protein 185B (gene TMEM185B). The transcript has a single exon. The record is from RefSeq and is a predicted model, not a curated record. Bases 453 to 1508 code for a protein of 351 amino acids. NCBI's taxonomy places the organism in Eukaryota, Metazoa, Chordata, Mammalia, Artiodactyla, Suidae.